AGGAAACGAGCACAAUCAAUUCAAAAACACAACGACUGCCCUCACGUACUUUCACGUGGGGGAUAUGAUUUGCUUCAGAAGAAAUUGUUAGACGAGAAACGAAAAAGGAUACAAGAGGAAGCAUUGUUGAGUGAUAAUCCAGCAAGUCUUGAUGACCCCCCAUCUCCAAUAAAAAGACAUGUUUAGUGGAAGGUUUCUCGGACCAGGGCUGUUGGCAAUAUGACAUCUGAGUCGGCACAGGAAAUUGCAGAUAAAAUAGUAAGUUCACUAAUAUGUUGCAAUGUUCAUAUGUUUAAGUAUUUUUGUAAUGACAAUGACUGCACGCUGUGUAUUUUUUGUGUCACUUGUUUUGUGUAGGACUCCUUAGAAGAGCAGGUAACGCAAGGUUCGUUUGUACCCCAUGGUCGGCAAGACAUACUGAACACUGCCAUUGGGCGACCUGACCAUGGGGGUCGCAUUCGGGCAGCAGGCUCAGGUGUGACUAUUACUCAGUACUACGGAAGGGCAUCAAGGACAUGCAGCAGCUCGUCCACAUCCAUCAGCCAACAACAACUAGAUGAAGUUGUUGCAAGGCUUAGGGAAGACAUGACUGGUCAGAUUAGGGAAGAAUUGAGGACUCAGCUAGAAGAGGAAAAUAAAAUGAGCUUGGAAAUAAUGACCAAUGCAUUGAAAGAGGCUAUUAAAAAAGAGUUGUCAAAUAAAGGAUCCCCAGAGUCGCUCCAAAUUCAGUUGGACAUACAACAAUUAGGUGCGCGUGUCAGCACUAAGGGAAGUAAUGUUGUUAUCAAUGUCCAGCCUUCACAAGAACAUCAUGCUGAUGCCAUACCAUUGAUGGGACUGUAUGUGCAGCGUAAGGAUGGUACACUAAGGUUGGUGGCCAUGGGGAAAAUAAUGGAGGGGGAUUCAAUCAUACACACAGUGGCAUAUGCAGAUGAUGUUGUCAGGGUAAGUGUGGAAACAAUUAUCGAUCCUGAGGCUGAGGUCCCCUAUGCCACCUCAGAAAUACAAUAUGUGAAGCAGGCCGUCAAUACAUUUGUAGCUUGGCCCACACACCUUGUGAAAGCUGUAUUAGAUGAGGAUCCAGAAAGUAUUCCGCACAACGAGGAUGCACAUGCGCCAAAGCCGGCUAAUGUGGACGCAGAUGAUCCGUUGCGUGGCUUGAUAAAGUACAGUUUCGAUAUUUACGACAAGCCAGUUGAAAUCAACUUUGAUGGGAGCUGCUUUGGAAUUGUAGAUGCACCGACAUCGAUAUUCAUAACAUAUUCAGAUGUUAGUGAAAUAAUAGCAGGAGACAAAAGUCUUAACAUAUCUGUCUUACAAUUAUGGUUAAUGUAA
Messenger RNA from Glycine soja, 1335 nucleotides. RefSeq lists its product as uncharacterized. The coding region runs from base 586 to 1335 and encodes 249 amino acids. The transcript is spliced from 2 exons. The record is from RefSeq and is a predicted model, not a curated record. NCBI's taxonomy places the organism in Eukaryota, Viridiplantae, Streptophyta, Magnoliopsida, Fabales, Fabaceae.